Haliotis rubra (blacklip abalone) is the source of this 2598-nucleotide messenger RNA. RefSeq names its product cysteine-rich protein 2-binding protein-like. Gene Ontology annotation, molecular function: acyltransferase activity, transferring groups other than amino-acyl groups. The record is from RefSeq and is a predicted model, not a curated record. Lineage: Eukaryota; Metazoa; Mollusca; Gastropoda; Lepetellida; Haliotidae.
CGUGUUUGUCUCAAAACAUCAACAUGCUUUGAAAAGCUUGACGGAAGCUCAGUGUUUGUGGCAAUCGGAUAGCAACUGUAACUUGGUGGCAAAUUCAAAUUUAGUAAAAAGAGGAGAUGGAGAAAGAGUGCUACUGCGAGAAGGUGGAGGUUGGGCGGAAGCCCUACAUGCUCAUAUGUGGUGAAUGUAAAAAACACUUCCAUGCAGCAUGUUUGGAAACGGGCAAACUUUCACCACUAGAUGGCGACAUAUUCUAUCACUUCAAGUGCCGAUGUUGCGGAGACGAGGGGAAGGAAGAAUUUGAAAGGAUGAAGAUGCAGUGGCUGCAAGUGGUCAUGCUAACUCUCUAUAAUCUCCAGCUCAGUGGAAAUGGUAAAUGUGGGUAUUUCCGCUGGAAGGAACAUAUAUGUGCAUUCAUAGACAAGCACUGGUCCCUGUUGUUUGCCUCACACAGGAAGAAGACAUCUCUGUGGCACGGGACGGUGGCCGGCACUCUGUCCACAGGGUGCCCAGGCUACUUCACAUCGGGGGCCAACGUCCUUGGGGAGGCUGGCUGGUGGAAACUGACAGACAUGAAACCUCCCAUGCUUAAAGUCGGUCAGUCAUGUCUUCGUCCAGCUCGUAAGAAGCAUGAUCAGACGUCAACUAUUGACCCUGCAGCAGUAAUCAAGGUAGAGGGCCUGCGGUCAAGGCAUGGCAAGUCCUCCAUUCAGGCGGCCAUGGAACUCAAGGUCAAGAGGUCAACCUUGACAGAAGCCAAAGAGAUUCGUAAAGCCAAAGCCAGCUGCAAGACACCUGAGUCGACACCGCCCAAUCCAUCUUCAUCAGGCUCAUCCAGUUCUACCUCACAUCAAGCAUCUGUGUCACCAGCUGCUACACCUCCUCUCCCAGACGUGGAGACCUUCGGACUCUUCCAACAUGACGAUACUCAGAAGACUAAAAUGUGUGACAUAGUGAAAAACACAACAGCAUCAGAUGUAGGAUUAAAACGAUCCAAAAAGUCAUCAGACUGUCAUGUUAAGCAGGAAUCUGCGGACACCAGUUACACAACUACUGAGAAUGUUUCCAUGGUUAAUGUGAAAGAAGAACCUCCAGAUUCUGAGAGCAGCAUGGCGUCUGCUUCUUUCCAGUCCGCUUUCAGUUGGUCCAUCAAGGCUGAGCCAGAUGAGGACAGUCAGUUUUCUCGCUCCAGCAGUCACAUGUGGUUCACAGAUAAGGAUACCAAGGCUCCAGACACUAUGCCAGAGCUGUUUCUGAAUGACGACUCUGACAGUGACUUUGAGAUCGACCCAGGAACAAUGUCCCCUCCGAGUGGGAUGUGGUCGACCAGUUUUAGAGCCUCUCCGUCUGUACAAGAUAUCCUGUCUUCCAUAGAUGACAAUUCCCGACAGUCCGGAGACUCCACAGUCAACCAACCAGUAUCCAAGCAAGCAGUUAUCAGUAUCAAAUCGGAGUCUGAAACACCUGCCAAGUCUGAUAAUGAAGCUGAGCCAGAGGCAGAGGAGUCCGAGGCAGAGGAGUCUGACCAAGAUGAUUCUUCAGUUCACAAGAAGCGGAGACUGGACGGAGGCGAGGACGAGAAGCCUGAGGAACCUCCUCCGCCAAAUUUCUCCCCGAUGAGUCUGUAUGAUGAAAUCCAGCUCCUGAAGAAACUAAACAUGGUGGCAGAGAAGAUGACAUUGGAACCGCAACUGAACCGAUUCCGCAGGAAACUGGUCAUCAGACAGCUGAAGAGGGAGAGAGGCAUGCCUGUAUUUGACCUUGACCUUGAAAUGAAGAAGAUGAUGCAGAAGGACUUCGGGCACAUGCAGGACAUGGAUGACGGAUUUGAUCAGAGAUCACAAAUGAGGUCACUGAUGAGACCUAGGGGUGCUGAUCUUCGCAUUCUGGACAGGUUUCAGUGCAAUCCAAUGAGAUCCAAGGCUUCAUCACAGCAGUUCUCUUCAUUCAUGAACCGAUUGGUAGGCACAGAUGAUGAUCAGCUUCCUUGUAUCACAAGCCCAUACACAACAAGAGUGCUGAAGCCCUUCAUUCGUCGUGAUCAUGAAACCAAACCCCUCAAGAUGAGGCUCCUGGAGGAGAUUGUGGCAUACCCACACAGUGCUGACUCGUCAUGGCAACCACCUCCUUCUCCCCCUAUUGAUUACUGCUACGUGAGACCUCAACAUAUUCCAUCCGUCAACAUACUGUGCCGAGAGUUCUUCUGGCCAGGCAUUGACUUGUCUGAGUGUCUCCAGUACCCAGAUUUCAGCUGUGUAGUUCUGUACAGGAAAGUGAUCAUAGGCUUUGCUUUCAUGGUUCCGGAUGUGAAGUACAAUGAGGCAUACAUUUCCUUCAUCUUUGUCCAUCCGGAGUGGCGGGGAGCUGGCAUAGCGAGCUUCAUGCUCUACCAUCUCAUUCAGACGUGUAUGGGGAAGGAUGUCACCCUCCAUGUGUCGGCCACAAACACGGCCAUGAUGCUGUACCAGAAGUUUGGCUUCAAGACAGAAGAGUUCAUCCUCGACUUCUACGACAAAUACUAUCCCAUUGACAGUCGGGAAUGUAAACAUGCUUUCUUCCUCCGACUGAGGAGAUGAAUAAAUUUCAUAUUUCAUGCAA